GAUGAAUACCGCAACUUGACCCUAAAAACUAUGUUUAUGCUCCAAUGGUUUAAUGUCUUCUGUGACGCCCACUAUCUUCUCAAGAUAGACGAUGAUGUUGCACUGUCAGCUGAUAAACUCGAAGGUGUCCUCAGGAAGCACGCCAGUGUCAGCCUUGGAAUCAUCGGCCGUGUGAAUAGACUCAGCAAGCCAAUUCGUGAUGUUCGGAACAAAUACUACAUUUCCCAUCUUCAGUGGCCUGCAAGCAAAAAGGUCUUACCACCUUUCACCGCUGGGCCAUCUUAUCUAGUCACCAGAAAUGCUUCAAAGUUGCUCUACCAGCGUGCUAUGCAG
Gryllus bimaculatus (two-spotted cricket) is the source of this 333-nucleotide messenger RNA. The record is from the annotation of a GenBank genome assembly. Lineage: Eukaryota; Metazoa; Arthropoda; Insecta; Orthoptera; Gryllidae.